GGCCUCUCAUAGUCUGUCCCAGCACGUCGCCUCAGAUCAGUUUCGCUCUUAGACGAUCUCACUCCUCGUCCAAGUUGAACUGUGGGGCUCUGGAUCUGCCUAUCGCGGUCCACCAGUUGCCUCCUCGUCCCCGCUAGCCUUCGGCGUUGAUACUCUUUUUGGAUACUCGCAUCCAGCGAUGGUAGACAAGUGGAUAUACUCCGCGAUGAAGGCCCAGGGCUCAUCGCCGCCGCAUUUAUUGGAGAAACCAUGGUGCGCUUAAUGGAGUCGUCUCGUUGUCCACGGUAAAUUGUCGGCACUGGCCACCGCGAAAUGUGUGAAGCACGAAUCAUCGCCUGUCCCUGGCUGGCUUGAAGUUUAAUCUAUGUCCUACUGUCGCCUUGGCCCCUGGACUCGGCCCGUCUUGGACUGCUUCAUUACUUUUAAGAAUAUAUUCGAUUACUGGGUCGCUUCGCUUGCCACGGUAGUACGGCGCCCAGCUGUCCGCUCCGGUUCGCGUGGACCAUCUUUGCCCCCAGCGCCGCUGGUGCAAUCAGAUUAAAAGAACCCAUUCCCCGGAUUGCUCGUGAAAGCGUGGCUACUUUGUCCGGCUUUUGUUUCCUUUCCCUUUUUCUGUCCUAGAUCCUACUCUUCUUUACAUCUACUUUGACCCUUCUUUCUUGGUGACCAAGAAAAUGAGACUUUGAAAUAAGCUUCUCGAAUCCUACAUUCCUUUUCAAAGACUUAUUUCUCCCUCAACAUCUACAUUCGCCACUUGGCUUGACAAGGACAUGGAGUGUUCCCUUGUCUAAGCUCGAAAUUUAAAACUCUUGCACUAUAUGUAUCAUUGACGAUCCAUGACUCGAUCACUACGAUCUCCAUCACUACUCGGAUAUUUCCAGAUUGUCCAUCAAUAACCAUCACUAUACUUAACUACAUUUGCUAACGACACCUCGCCAUCAUGCAACUUCCAUCGCUCGCCGUGAUGGCGACCUGGCCGACGCCAAACUACGUCGACCCUCCAACUCGCGGCCACGGCGCUCUCAUCGUGAAUGUGGUCUGUAUCUCUUUGGCAUUCUUGGUCGUCAUGCUCCGUCUAUAUACUCGAUUGCGAAUCACAUGCAGUGCCGGUGUCGACGACGUUCUCAUUGUAAUCGGUCUUGCUUUUGCCAUUGCGAUGGUGGUUGUCACGUCGCUGGCCACGGAGAAUUGGGGCUGGAAUCGUCACAUUUGGGACGUCCCAGUAACGUGGCUAUCGACUCUGCAGAAACUCAACAUCGUCUUCCAAAUUAUGUUCUCCUGGUCGUCGAGUCUCACGAAAAUCUCGCUGUUGUGGUUCUGUCGACGGCUUCUGGGUGCUGGAAAGGGAAAUUUCAGGUGGUUUAAUUGGUCAUUUAUUGGUUCGAUAAUCGUUGUCGGAUUUUCUUGCAUCAUGUUCACAUUUAUCAGUGUCUUCCAGUGCUCCCCCAUCAAGGCGUACUGGGAUGUCAGCCCUACGUAUCCAUACAAAUGCCUGGACGGAGGAAGCAUCGUCUUCUCCGCCAGUGUCAUCAACAUCUUCACCGAUUUCCUGGUCACGGCCCUGCCAAUGCCUCUGAUCUGGAGGCUCAAGCUGCCCGCCCGCCAGCGUCUUGCCGUCAUCUCUAUCUUCGGUCUGGGAAUUAUCGUCAACGUCGCCGGCUCCGUUCGCACUGUUUACGUCUGGAAGAGCAUGGUCGUCGCCUACGAUACAACCUGGCUCGGCUGGCCGGUUCUCAUUGCCGCCUCGGUGGAAAUCAACCUCGGUCUGAUCUGCUCCUCCGCUCCAGCCCUCCGCCCGCUAAUCGCAACAUUCCUCCCCCGUCUCCUCAACUCCACCCGUAACAAAGCCUCCUCCUACAACCAACGCAGUCGAUCCCAAAAACUAUUCUCCUCAACCGGCCGCUCGCGACACACCCACAUGCCCGGAACACAAAACUCUCGAAAGGGUGACUUCGAAAGCGACCGCUUCGAAAUCAUGCGCACCGUCGAAAUGGAGACGUGGACCGAGUCCCGGCUCGCACACCAUGAUGCAAUCGGUCAUACGUUCGACAUUGGUACUCAUAAUCGAGCUUCCACGCCUGAAAGCAUUGAGAUGAAGCACGGUGGUGCGGUUUUCUCAUCUGCAGCUAGUGAGAAGUCGUCUAGCUCGUUGACGAGGGAUGAAGCUUUCUAUGGACGGCGAUGAUUGAAGACGUCCACUUAUAAUAAUUUCCUUUAUGUCUGUCUACAUAUGAAUCAUACAUUGGCUGUAUAGUUAUCCGAAUGUGUAUAUAUGUUUUGCGCUAUAUUUUCCCGCUUUUCCGGCUUGGUGGUUUGGUCUGGCUGGAGUCGGAUUGUCUCAUGGCGAAAAGCGCCUUGUAUACCAAAUGUUCUCGAUAACCUGCUCUACGGCUUUGACACGCAUGAAACCUUAUGCUAGUCCUUCUUCCUUUUCCA
Penicillium brasilianum is the source of this 2436-nucleotide messenger RNA. The record is from the annotation of a GenBank genome assembly. Lineage: Eukaryota; Fungi; Ascomycota; Eurotiomycetes; Eurotiales; Aspergillaceae.